ACAACACAAUUAUUUGACAAUUCAAUUCAUAGAAAAAAUUCCCCCACAAACAAAAAAAUUGUGUAUUUUUCUCACGUCUUUUUUGUUAUUUUAACCAAAAAUUCCAACAUAUAUCAAUAAAAUAAUUACCAAAUCUUUAAGCCCCAAUAUAUAUGUAAACAAGGAAAUUGUCUAGCCGUGGUUUAAUUAAAAAAACAUGUGUAAACUCCAACAUAAAAGACAAGCCAAAUUUAUAAAACUAUUGUAGAAAUAAACAAAAACAAAAUAAAUAAAUAUUAAAAAUUCACAAAAGAAAAAAAACCAUAGAAAUUCCAACGAAAUUCUUGUCAGUUUUAGCCAUAAAUGACUCAAUGCACAACAGAAUUGGUCGUAAGAUGUUGUUGACCAAGAAACACUGGAUCUUCCUAAUGGGUGUUUUAUGUCUAAUGGUCUGUAUAGGCUAUUGGUUUAUAGGGUCCGAAGUUAAACUAAAUGCUCUUAAACCUUUAAGCAAAUAUAAUAAUAAUCAAUCUCCAGCUAAUGCAGGUGCUGCUACUGCUGUCGAUGCUCUAUCGCCUUUAGAUAAUUUCGAUUAUGAGGAACAACUAGUGGUGCUGUAUAAUCGUGUGCCCAAAACGGGCUCUACAAGUUUUGUAAAUAUUGCUUAUGAUUUGUGUAAGAAAAAUCGUUUUCAUGUUUUGCAUAUCAAUAUUACGGCCAAUAAUCAUGUUUUAUCUUUACCUAAUCAGGUCUCUUUUGUACGUAAUGUCACCAAGUGGCAUGAAAUGAAACCGGCCCUUUAUCAUGGUCAUUUGGCCUAUUUGGAUUUUUCAAAAUUCCAAAUUGCCCAUAAACCAAUUUAUAUUAAUAUAGUGCGUAAGCCAUUGGAUAGACUUGUUUCCUAUUAUUAUUUUUUACGUUACGGUGAUAAUUAUCGUCCAAAUUUAGUACGCAAAAAGGCGGGUAAUAAAAUUACAUUCGAUGAAUGUGUAGAAUUGCAACAACCAGACUGUGAUCCCAAAAAUAUGUGGCUACAAAUACCUUUCUUUUGUGGUCAUGCCGCUGAAUGUUGGGAACCCGGCAGUCAAUGGGCUUUAGAUAGAGCUAAAGAGAAUUUAGUUAAUGAAUAUUUCCUAGUGGGUGUAACAGAACAAAUGGAAGAUUUUGUAGAUUUAUUGGAAAAGUCAUUGCCACGCAUGUUUCAAGGUUUUACGGAAUACUAUCGUCAUUCCAAUAAAUCCCAUUUGAGACAUACAACUUUCAAAAUUCUACCCAGAGAAGAAACUGUAGCCACUAUAAUGCAAUCAAAAGUAUGGCAAAUGGAAACUGAAUUGUAUAAUUUUGCUUUGGCACAAUUUGAAUUUAAUAAACGUAAACUAGUGCAGCCGGAUAAGAAACAAAUACAAAAGUUUAUGUAUGAAAAAAUUAAACCAAAAUAAGCUAAAGUUUGGCAGCUAAAGAAAAAGACACAUACAGACUUGUAAAUAGUAUUGUUUUCCUAAGUAAUGUACUUAAUUUAUGUUUAAAAUUGUUCAUUUCACAAUUGUUUUAAACAAAAACCCUCCUGCGCCCCCCCCUUCCCCUCCACACUUUCUCAAACACACUCAAUUGCCUUAUUUUGUUAAAAGAAGUUAAACAUAUUAAGAAGAAGGAAACAACAUAAAUGAUAUUUUUUAUUAAUUAAAUUAUUAUUAUUAUUAUUAUGAUAACGUUUAGU
Lucilia sericata (common green bottle fly) is the source of this 1696-nucleotide messenger RNA. RefSeq names its product heparin sulfate O-sulfotransferase (gene Hs2st). Gene Ontology annotation, molecular function: heparan sulfate 2-sulfotransferase activity. The transcript has 6 exons. The coding region runs from base 351 to 1418 and encodes 355 amino acids. Gene Ontology annotation, cellular component: membrane. The record is from RefSeq and is a predicted model, not a curated record. Lineage: Eukaryota; Metazoa; Arthropoda; Insecta; Diptera; Calliphoridae.